Oncorhynchus keta (chum salmon) is the source of this 1595-nucleotide messenger RNA. Its product is annotated as wolframin-like. Gene Ontology annotation, biological process: calcium ion homeostasis; endoplasmic reticulum unfolded protein response. The record is from RefSeq and is a predicted model, not a curated record. The transcript has 10 exons. Gene Ontology annotation, molecular function: protein binding. Lineage: Eukaryota; Metazoa; Chordata; Actinopteri; Salmoniformes; Salmonidae. The coding region runs from base 186 to 1595 and encodes 469 amino acids. Gene Ontology annotation, cellular component: endoplasmic reticulum; endoplasmic reticulum membrane.
AUCUUUAUGCAUCUGAGCCAAUGGCUGCACGUCAAGACUCAACUGUCGGAGCUCCCAUCUCUUCUUUCGCGACGUAGGCUGUUGAGAGUGACAUGGAUCCGCUGCAAAGACUUCUAAUCCAAACUUUCGACCUGAGAAGAAGCUUACUUCAUUUUAUGUCUUGAGUAAAACUGUUCGUUCGGACCAUGAGUGAGAUGGACGUGGAUCUUCCCCCUCCACCCUCCCCACUCCCCCCUUCCACCCCCCUCAUCCCACAGGGGUCUCCCUCUACCCUGGACACUGCCUCACCUCCCUCCCCUAACCCCAUCCCCCCUGCCUCCCAACCUUCCCUCACCCCGACUCCCUCAGAUUCCCCCAAAUUCAUCCCAUUGUCCGCCUCUUGUCCUCCUCCUCCCACUUCCUCUCCUUCUCCUCUCUCCAUCACCCCAAAAUUGUCCGUUCAUUCACCCACUGCCACCACCUCCACCCCAUCUCCCUCUACGUCUACCCCAUCCACCUCUCCUGCCCCCCGCCAUUGGGGCUUUGCGGCCCCCUCCACCUCUCUAGCCCCCUCGUCCUCUCCUGCCCCCCGACGUCGGGGUUUUGCUGAUCUGGCUAAACGUGUGGUGAUGCAGGAAAGACUGAAGAAAGCUGAGCUGGAUGAGGCUGAAGCGGGUGAGGAAGAUGAGGAUCCUGAGGAGGACUUGUCGUUUGAGGAGAUGGAGGAGAAGGCCAUGUCUGGAGAUGCCAGAGCACAGACCAGUCUGGGCAGAUACUACCUGGGGUUGGCUGAGGAGAAGGAGGCGGAGCUUAAUAACCGCCUGGCAGUUGAUUGGCUGGUGCAGGCCGCUAAGCAGGGACGGAAGAGUGCAGCCCGUCUUCUACAGCACUGCUGGAUCCAGAGGAAAGGUAUCGGUGAGGAUAAUGAGGAGGAGGUGCGUCGUCUGUCGACAGAGAGCAGGUUUGAGCAGACUGUUCGGAAGGCGGCCAUGAUGAUGUUCAGGAAGCUGAACCCCGACAGGAAGGAGAAGAUGGCGGUGUCUGAGAUGAUGGAGAACGUUGGACAGGUCAACGCUGUGCACGGUGGCGCCACCAUGGACCAAACCCAGAAAGUCCUGGAGAACAUGGUCACUGGAGAGACUGGUCAGUUUGUUGACCUGGAUGACUUUGUAGAGAUCACUAAGAGGUAUACCCAGGGCAUGGCCCCCAGCACCGGCUCGACCCAGAGCCAGGGCCCUGCACAAACCUCUGGAGAGAAGCAGAGUGGCCUGGUCCCCAAGAAGCCUCAGAAGGGAGUGUGGGGGAUGGGUCGGAGUGACAUGUUGAUGGACACCAGACGACACUUCCUGGUGUUGCAGUACCCUAUCACUGCGGUCAUUGAGGUGAAGGAUCAGCUCAUUGAUUGGGCGUCUCGCGCCGGCGUCCAAUGGCUGAGCACGGUGAUCCCCACGCACCACGUCAACGCGCUCAUCUUCUUCUUCAUCAUCAGUAAUCUGACCAUUGACCUGUUUGCCUUCUUCAUCCCACUCCUCGUCUUCUACCUCUCCUUCAUCUCCAUGGUGAUCUGCACCCUACGCAUCUUCCAGAACAGCAAGUCUGGAAGAGGAGGUCUCUAA